Miscanthus lutarioriparius is the source of this 6402-nucleotide messenger RNA. The record is from the annotation of a GenBank genome assembly. Lineage: Eukaryota; Viridiplantae; Streptophyta; Magnoliopsida; Poales; Poaceae.
AUGGAGGCCGCCGCCGCCGACCUCGUCGCUGCCCUCUCGUCCCCGUCCUCCUACGCUGGCCUCCACUCUCGCUUCGCCGCCUACCUACAGCCCUUCACCCCCUACCUGUCUAGCUCAAACCCUAACCCCAAGCCACCGCAGAAGAGGGCGACGAAGAACAAGCAGCCGCCGCCUCCCGACGCGGCCACCCUCCGCCCCCUCGCGAAGCGAUUCCUCCCGUUUCUCAGCCGCGCGCUCCACCUCCUCCCGCCGCUCGUCCGCGCGAGUCCUGGCUCAGGCGACAAGAGCGGCGAGGCCGCCGACGAACUGUUUGAGAUCUACGGCCUCCUCUUGGACUGCCUACAGGCCAUAUCACCCUGCCUCGCGGGGAAACCCUACUCCAUGUUGCUCCAUCGCGGCCGCUUCGUCUGCUGCCUCGAGUCGCGCGGCCACCUCGCACGCGCCGAUGCGGAGGCUGCGGCUACCCUCGACGCCCUCCGCUCCGCGCUCUCUCCACCCACCACGAGCACCAAGUCGCGACGUGGUGCAGCAAGCGUUGAUUCGGUCCUCCUUCCGGACCCUGGCAGCGCUGGGGAGGCUGGCACGGAUCCUGAAGUCACCAUACUUGCGGUCGAACUCACUUCCUGCCUUGCCAAUUGUUCCAGCAAGGGCAAGGUGAAGGAACCUGCCCCUUACGAACGACUUAUCAGCCUUUUCAAGCAGCUAAAACCAUGGCUUCGUAUUCUUACUAAUGAAGCCAGGAGGAAGUAUCUCCCGCUGCUUGUGAAUGGCAUGAGCCGGUGCACAUUUUUUCUGGUUUCUGAGUCUUCAUUUUUCAGUAGUGAUCUAGUUCAUGGGUUCUGUCGACACACAGUGCAAGAAUGUGUGAAAGAGGGCAUGAUCGAGCAUUUUCCAGCAAUUGCUCGCAAGAUUUGCUCUUCUGUAGAUCUGAGUUGGGGAGGGAGCACACAGCUUUUGCUCUACAUACUAGAAACUGUCACUGAUUCUGUUGUAUAUGUAAAGGAUGAUUUACCGAAAUCUGUAAAUGAGCUUCCAGUAUUUGUGGCGUAUUUUUGUCGGUUCGUUCUUUCUGCCAAACGGGAUUUAUCUGUUGGCGCAUCAGAACUACUUUAUAAACAAAGUGGUUAUUUCUCUGAGGUUUCCUCUCCUACUGCAUCAAUGCUUCGUCUUUAUGCGACUGGGUUAUACUUGAGUGCCCAGCAAGCAGAAAGUGAAAUACCACCCUAUUUAUCUGUGGCUAUUCCCAAGGAUCAAAAGUACAUACAUGCUUUAGAGAAAGCUCUUGGCACAUUAGCACGAUGGCCACAUGAUAAUACAUCUUUGGUCACAUACUUGGAUUCUUUGGAGUUUAUUAGCAAGGUAUUAUCACAGCAAGUGGAUACACUUUGGAAGAACUUCUCUGAAGGAAAACCAACCCAUUAUUCUGGUAACAUGAACUAUUUCUUGACAGCACUGCAUCAGUUUGUCGAUUCCAGCUUCGCGUAUUUUAGCUGUAUGCAAAUGUCUCAAGGAGACAACGAGAGACGGCAUGAACAACAUGGAACCUUACCGACAGUCCUUGUAUCCGCGAUUAAAUUUUCCUUUGUUACCAAGAAAGAUGUCCAGAAGAGCUUGGGUUUUGUCGUCCGUGCCAUUUCAAGUAAAUGGUUAGCGCCUGAGGAGCUCAAAUUCUUGAUACCUUCACUUAGCAACAUUGGAGUGACACUUCAUAAUACUGAACAUGUUAAAGAGGCACCAAAGGCUUUAGAACUGUGCUGCCAAACAAUAUGGGCACAUGUUAGGCUUUCUUACUGUAGACUAUCCUCAAGGCCAAAAGGAAACAACAUUUUGAUGGAUAUCAUUUUGGAUGCAUUUGCAAGGAUUGCAAAGAUGGUUGACACUCUACGUAGAUGUGGCACAGAAAUAGAAACAACACUUGGGAUUGUUGUGAAGAGCUUGUCUGAAUUGUUGUCUGACUGCGAUAAUUCUGAAUAUUUCAAAGGUUCUUUUAUACUGAUCAAGGCAUGGGUUAAGGCUGUACACAAAGAGUUUGGGGAUAAUAAGGUGGAUGGUGCUCCACUUCUCUAUCCCUCUCUUUUGAAAAAUCGGUCUCCAUGGACAAUUAAGCUGAUAGGCUUAAUAGUAGAGCAGGAGUUACUAGCAUAUGGAUUAACUGAAGCCCAAAGCACAGAAUUCUGCUCUAAAAUGCAGAUAAGGAUCAUAGAUGUUCUGUUGCAUAAAAUUUACUGUUCGAAAGAGCAUUUUUUGGACAGAUCAAGGGUUCUUUUAAGAAAGGCUGGUGCACUUCGUGCAUCUGGAGUGGAAAACAUAAAAAGCUGCCUUGAGUCUUUACAUGAUGCCAUAUCCUUACUGCAAAAGAUCUCAGGGGAUUCAUCUGAUGCCAACACUACUGCAAACAAUCAAUUGGCCAUUGCAUACUGCUUGUAUGCACAUUGUGCUCAGGAAGACAAUCCUGGUGGGGAGGUAAUAUUUGAUAAUGCUGAGAAAGCACUUAAGUUGUGGUUGAAGAUGGGGACUUUCGAUCAUUCUUCUCCUGACAUGGUUUUGCAACAUCCAUCACAGACUAUUGUACCACUUAUUUGUUUUUUGGUUGACCUGUUGUCUAUGAAGGGCUGUUUUGAGCUUCAGUUUAAGUUGUGCAAGGUUAUGAUCAUGAUUUGGAAGCAAGAAAAAUUACCCCUUGAAAAGUUGUUGUCCUUGCUGAGGAUGUUGCCUAGUAACCUAUUUAUUCCUCAGUCAUGUAAGCAUCCCUUUGGAAAGCAGCUCAGUUUUGAUGACGUCAGCAAAGCUGCCUCAUCUCUGGUUUCUGAAGUUACACCAAAUGACCAAUCAAUCUUUCUAGCUAGCUGUUUAUACUAUGACUUGUCAGAAAGACUUUUUUCGCGCGGACAACUUUUCCAGGCCAUUUCAUACGGAAAAGAAGCCCUCAAUUUGCGUAAAAAGCUCCUAAAAAAGAAGUUCAAACUCAAAUCGGGCAUAUCUGGAAAUAUGGAAAGCCAACCUUGCGGGCAGGACUUUUCUCUUGAAGUGCGUGGCCCAACAGUAGUUGAGAUUUGGCCAGAUUCCAGCAGAUCAUCCAGCGUGAGAGAUUCUUUCCUUACUCCAUGGAGUGUACUUAGAUACUACCUUGAGAGCACCUUACAGGUCGCUAUGAUGUACGAAUUGAUUGGAGAUGGUGUUGAAGCAGAAGCUCUCUUACGGAUAGGAAGAGAGAUAUCAAAUUUCCAUGGUUUUUCAGUUUUCUGUAUUGUUUUUACAUCAUUUCUAGGUCAACUAUACCGUAAGCGACAGCUAUGGGAUGAAGCGAAGAGUGAGCUUAACCAUGCCCGAGAUCUUCUUGUGAAAAAUGAUGCAACCAUUUCAUGUAAAGUCUGCAAGUUAACUUUGGGGAUAUCAGUUGACAUGCAAGUUGGUGACCUGUCUUGGAGUCUAUUUGAAAUUUUUUUCCAGAAACAGUCGACAGCUGAUCUGUCUAAUGCUUUAGGCAUGUACAGAUGUGCAAUAGAGAAAUUGAACAGCAUUGACUUGGAAUAUUUUAAUGGGUCCAAUGAUAGACAUAAAACUGGUUGUCUUGUGUGCAGCAAAGACUGUAGAAUACCGAUCAAACAUGAAGCUUAUACUUGUCGGAAAGAACCCGCAACUUCAAAGGAUGGAUUGUUAUCUCCAUGUAGUGUUUGCACGGCAAUACAAGUUCGAAGAAAAAGGUCAGGGAAUGCUGAAGCUGGUCCACCAUUAGAUGCUAAAGUUAAGAGGCCAUCCAGAAAUUCACCACAUUUAGCCAAUGAACAGAAUGUAGAGACUGUUGCGAAGAUUAGAACUCGCUCUAGUAAGCGUAAUGCACAUAUGAAAAGUGAAAAGGUUUUAACUGAGCUAAAUAGUAAAAAUAACAUAUCUGGGAGUGAUGAAUUGGCUGCAGAUAUUUUGGUUUGUGGUGAAGCAGAGUGUUUUCCUGAUGGCAUUGAUCACAGCAACGAUGACUUAUGCAAUAUGUUUGGUUGUUGGAGCUGCCUUUUGGUUAAAUCAUUGAAUUCGGAGUGCAUUCAAAAUAUUUUGCAGCUCAGAUUGGACUGUGUUCGCCGCCGCUACCUUGUGUCACUUCUAUUAAAAAAAGCUAGAGCCUUGGGAUCUCAUAGCAAUGGGGACCAUGAAGUUCAUAGUGUCUAUUGGAAGUGCAUAUCACUGCUGUUCUUCAGGUCCCUUCCACAGGAUUGCUAUGGGCCUUGUUUAAUUGGACUAAUCAUGGAUAGGAGCAUUAUUGGUGAUUUUCUUCCUUUAGAGUGUGCAGAAAUACUAUGGAGUAUGAGCUUCUUCUUGCUAAAAAGCUCCCUUUCUGAACAGCCAAGGGACAUCUGCUGUAUCUUCUCUAGUGUAAAAAUGGCUGAUGUUGUUCCCUGGUUGCUCAAAGCUUUUGUUCUAUCCAGAGAGAGCCCCUCACUUGUUCAGGAGGUUUGCAAGUUACUUGCAUGCAUAUUCUUGCUAUCAACUACAGAUUCUUCAAUUCAACUGCCUUUGGGUUCUCAUAAAGAAUCUCUUUCUUUGAAUCACUGGGCCGCAUACUUCCAUCAAGUUUCUGUGGGAACUUAUCUCAAUUGUCAUUACAUUCCUAACUUACAAGCAUCAUCCGUGGAAAAGGGCACCCAUGAAGAUUUCAGAAAUGAGACGGAUGACGAUGUUUCGGAAUUUCUCAGGUUGUCAUCAAGGGACAUAAUACAUAUUGAGAAACAUAUGACAGAAUUCUUCCAAAAACUUCCUGAUGUACCAGUUCUGUGCAUUAGUAUGCUUGGAGGUGAUUAUGUUAAAGCCCUUUUGAAAUUCCAUUGCCAUCCUCCAUUUUUUCCUGCUUGGAUGUUGCUUUCAAGGUUUGAUUCAACAAGUGAACCUACUACAUUGCUUCUUCCAGUGGAUGCUAUUUCAGAAAUGCAGUUUGAAGAUUCCUGCAUCAAAGAUUUGGGCAAUCCAACGAGAGUUUUAGAUAAGAAGUGGCAGUGCCCUUGGGGCUAUGGAAUUACAGACGAUGUGGCCCCAAUUUUCAGAAAUAUACUUGAGGAGAAUUUUAUGUCUCUCUCCAGCACAACCCUUACUAUUAAUGAUGUAAAUGCAGAUCAUGUCAGGUGGUGGUCGCAUAGAAUGAAGCUCAACAAUUACCUUGCUAACACACUGAAAGACAUUGAAGAUUCUUGGUUUGGACCCUGGAAAUGCCUUCUGUUGGGCCAUCGAUUAUCUGAUGAACACAUUGAGGCUGCCUUAUCAAGUAUUAUCACUGAUCUGUAUACAAAAUUCAAAUUUGAAGCCAAUCCAGUGCUAAUCAGGACUAUCCUUGGUGGUGCUGUGUCAGUGGAUGAAGUACAAGAAUGUUUUCUCCAACUCAUUUUGUAUAAAGGUUACUUUGGAAGGGGAGGGUGCUGUGGGAAAGAUGGACUUAGAGCUUUCUCUUCCUGUCAAAUGGAUGAUGGAGCUAUGGACACACUCAAAUGUUCAAUAACAGAUGCAGUAUAUGAGUUUCCUCAGCCAGCUGAUAGAGGUCCAGUUAUUUUAGUUCUUGAUGUCAAUGUUCAGAUGCUUCCUUGGGAGAACCUGCCUGUACUAAGGAAUCAAGAAAUUUAUCGCAUGCCAUCAAUGGGUAGCAUAUUUUUAGCAUUAUCUCGAAUCAAUAAUGAUUACAAGGAUCCUCCUUUUCCUGUCAUCGAUCCUUUAAAUACAUAUUAUCUGUUGAAUCCAAGCGGUGACCUGAGCAGCACACAAGAAGAAUUUGUUCGGUUAUUCAGAAACUACGAGUGGAAGGGAUUGGCUGGGAAUUCUCCAAAGGCUGACGAGCUGGUUUUGGCCUUGACAAAUCAUGACCUUUUCCUGUACUUUGGGCAUGGAAGUGGAACUCAGUAUAUUUCUAGUAAGGAAAUCGAGAAGAUAGAUAACUGUGCAGCUGCUCUUCUUAUGGGAUGUAGCAGUGGAACACUUCAUUGCAAAGGGAGUUAUGCUCCUCGAGGGGUUCCGUUGUCAUAUUUAUUUGCUGGUUCUCCUGCUAUCAUUGCGAAUCUCUGGGAUGUUUCUGAUAAGGAUAUCGAUCGGUUUAGUAAAGCUUUGCUCAAUUCGUGGUUGCAUGACAGUUCCCUAGAUGGCAACAAUUGUUCAAAAUGUUGCCAGUUAACAAAGGAAUUUGAGUCCAUGAGUAUAGCUUCCGAGGAAAAAGGUAGAGCAAGACGACGAGGCACACGAGGAAAUAAGCAACAACAAAUAAGGGAUAGUACCAAGUGCUGCAGCUGCAGGCAGAGGCGAAUAGCUUCAUAUCUAAGUGAAGCUAGGCGGGCUUGCAAGCUUCCACUUCUGAUAGGCGCAUCUCCAGUGUGUUACGGUAUGCCAACAAUCAUUAAGAAGAAAGUAAUGACGGAUUCUGCCACGAGAUGA